CUUGGUUUAAUUGUUGUACAACGCAUGUAUUGAUAAUAACUUGUUCCUUCUCUUCCUUUUUCUUUUCUUUUUCUUUGUUUCAAGAGAAAAGAAUAUAUAUCAUGUCUAGAUUUGACCCUUCUAAUUUUCAAAAAUCUACACAGCCUGAUAGUGGAGAACUUCUCUCGGAACUAGUAUCACUUUUUUCCAUUUCUAUCAUGUCCGUCCUCUUUGGCAUUAAAACAUUUAACGUGCAAUUCAAAUAUCUAUCUUAUUCACGUUGGCUUGUUUUGACUUUAUAUAUUUUGUCAUGGUCAUUUACAAUGUCUGCUGCUAUCUUUGCAUCAACAAAUAAUGGCAAUUAUAUGAGUUGUUUUCUUUCCGAGAUGACAUGCGACAUUUUUUAUUCAGGAACCAAAAUUGUCAUUUAUUGCUGGUUGAUUGAAAAAGUGUGGGUUGUUUCUGCAAGUCGUGAAUCGAGAUGGAAAACAAUAUCCUAUCGAUUUCAUAUAUUUCUUUUGACACCUUACAUAGCUAUUUUUACAUUAAUGAUUAUUUUUCAUAUAGCCGAAUUAGAGGAAACUGGCAUGUGUAUAAUUGGACUACAACCUAUUGCCAGUAUUCCAUUGCUUAUUUAUGAUUUUGUUUUCAACAUGUACAUGACCAUUUUAUUUGUAAGGCCUUUGGUACAUACAGGUGAUGGGGUUCGAGUAAAUUGGAAGGAAUCUCGACUUCAUCACGUGGCUAGACGUACAUUAGUUGCCUCUAUUGUCUCUCUUUUGGUUUCCUUGGCCAAUAUCAUGGCCUUGACUAUCUUGAACGGAAGAGAGCGAGGUGUUCUUUGUCUGUCAUGCUGUAUCAUUGAUGUCACCAUCAAUGUCAUUACUAUUCAUUGGGUUACAAAUACUGGCAAAAUAUCCAGUAAACUUUCAAAGAAUGUCAAUUCCAAUGCGACUUAUCCAAACACCCAUCAUUUGGAUAACAGAGACGUCAAGGAAGAAAACCAAUUACCGAUGGAUCGAUUUUCAAUGGAUGACGCUGUGCCCUCCUAUUAUGAUGCCAUAGCGAUACAUCAUGGCUAUGAAACUAGAUUUAAUGGUUAUAAAAAUACAAUUGAAGAAGAUUGUGUAUCUGAGAGUAGAAGAUCAUCUAUUCAAGAAUCUCAAAGUAGUAGAAAAUCCUUAACAAAACGCUAAUAAUUAUUAUGGGUAGUUGAAGCAUACAUGAUGUAUAUUCAAGUAAUAUGUAUUUAAAUAAAUAAAAAGAAUAGAUUAGG
Molecule: messenger RNA, 1255 nt
Organism: Cokeromyces recurvatus
Lineage: Eukaryota; Fungi; Mucoromycota; Mucoromycetes; Mucorales; Mucoraceae
Exons: 5
Coding region: 102-1175 (357 amino acids)
Source: RefSeq, a predicted model, not a curated record